Aphanomyces astaci is the source of this 1045-nucleotide messenger RNA. RefSeq lists its product as hypothetical. The transcript has a single exon. The coding region runs from base 46 to 963 and encodes 305 amino acids. The record is from RefSeq and is a predicted model, not a curated record. NCBI's taxonomy places the organism in Eukaryota, Oomycota, Saprolegniomycetes, Saprolegniales, Verrucalvaceae.
AUUCGUACAAAUCGCCGCCAAGAUCGAAGAACGCCACGUCAAAACAUGUAUGGAUCGAUUCCUUUGUCGCCGCCAAGUUCCUUGCAACGUGAUGGUGCCGCGAUGUCACCUCAUGUGUCCCAACGACGCCUUCCACGGCCCCUCGCGCUUUUGUGGCUCAUUGUCGGAUGCGUGAGUCUGUGCAGCAUUCUCAUCGGGAUCUCGUACAGUGUCGAGAACGUCGACGCACCGGACGUGAGCAGCAACUACGCUGCUAUGCGUCCACCACAACCACUCCCUCACGGUAUAAGCGACAACGCCCUGGGAUGUUUUCCAGUGCCAUCGAUCCAAGUGUUCGAAUGCCCAGUCCUGACGUCGAUCGCCAUUGCCCAAACUCUCGUGAACCACAGCAUUCCAUUUCCCGGCACCCAAGUGGACUUGUGCUACACAAACACUUCGUUCCACGUUGCGUUCUUCACCCACGACGAGACGAGCUUCUUCACAAACCCAUCGUACGGCCACAACGACAACAUUUGGGAAUACAACGUGUACGAAGCGUUCAUCGCCCUUGGCACUGACGACCCCGUCGAGUACUUUGAGUUCGAAGUGUCGCCCACCAACCAAACGUACUCUGCGUACAUUUUGAACCCUCGCAAGGACUUUAGUCCGCCCGUGGGUCACUUCUACGUGGGCGACAACGCCACUGAAGCGCGGGCCCUCGGCAUCGACGUCGUGACCGAGACUGACCGCGCCAGUAACUCGUGGGUGUCCGUGGCCGAGCUGCCACUGGCACUGUUCGACGUAACAACCCCCCAAGACACGUUGUGGCGCAUGAACUUUAUGCGCAAGGUCACCAACGCCACCACGUUCCCCAUCCAACACUGCGGCGCGUGGAAUGCACCGAACAAGGACAACUUUCACGAAACACCCUGUUUUGGCCGAGUCCACUUUGUUGGGUCUCCACCGUUGACACUAGCCACGUAGGUAAGUGUACCUAGCUAGUUAGCUCUCGCAGAUACUAUUUGCUUAGCAGCUAUUUGUCGAGGUUAACAAUGUGGUAACAUGG